Messenger RNA from Lytechinus variegatus (green sea urchin), 2938 nucleotides. RefSeq lists its product as uncharacterized. The coding region runs from base 918 to 1859 and encodes 313 amino acids. The transcript has 2 exons. The record is from RefSeq and is a predicted model, not a curated record. Lineage: Eukaryota; Metazoa; Echinodermata; Echinoidea; Temnopleuroida; Toxopneustidae.
GGUGACAGAAAUGUAUGAUCAUGAGAGGGAAGUUUGGUUGGCGGGAAGAACCGGAAUUUUUUAAGUGCCAAAAUCGAUUCUUCCAUUCAAAAGAUUACCCCAUUCUAUCUUUUAUAGUUUUUUCUGUUUUUUAUACUCCAUUAUUUCUCUUUUUUCUUUUCUAUUAUGUUCUAUUUCAUUGCCAAUCCCAUUUUGUUUUAUCAUAUUAUAUUCUUUUAAUUAUAUUGUGUUCUAUUCUUUCCAUUCUCUUGUUUUUCAUACCAUAUCCUGUUCUCUUGUCCUUCCCUUUCUGUUCAUUUCUCCCUGCAUUUCUUUUCCAAUUUUCUCUGUCUAGUGGUCUAAAAGGAAAUGGGGGUUUUCAGGUGGGUAGGGAGGGGGGGGGGGUCACGGAAUCUCUCACCAGUCAAGGACUGCAACUUCCCAGGGUAUUAAUUUGGUCGCUCAAUAAUAACAAAUCCUUGAAAUUGACUGAACGUUCAUGUGCGUGGCCUUAUAUCCCAAUAUUGCCAUUUCCUCUGACCUGACCAAAGGUCGUAUACGAUCCAUGCAUACUCCUUCAAAUUAAAAUUGCACAUUGUGUUCAGUGCCAACGAAGACAACAAAUGUAGGUCGACUGCGGCGUGUAUAUAUCACAUGGUAUCAGAUUGUAUAUACACGUGUCCUUCAGAUACUACUGGCUGUUCAUUGUAACGAAUGUGCCUGUUGGGGUGCCUGUAUUUUAAAUAUUGAGUAAAUUUGCAGCUUUAUUUGUUUUGUUCAUUGGACUGGGCUGACAGAUGAUUCUUGUUUGAUAACUCGAUUCAUGAGCCUGUCAAAGAAUUGGUCUCGACUGAUUGCACUGCAAGUUGAAUUGAUUUUGGAAUACCAAUUAAGUCCCGGAAUUUAAUUAACAGGGGUUUAACUACAUUGGAAUUAAGAUGUCAUCGUCUGCUGUCAGUGAUGGAGAAUGCGAACACAAAACCCGCACAAUUCUCUGGUGCAUGCCUCGUUCAGUUUCUACCGCUCUAACAAAAUGUCUUAGCUUCACACCUGACACGCAGGUGUGGUUCGAACCUUACUGCUAUUGCUUCCUCGCAAGGCGGGAAAUCCAAAGUCGUCAGCACGUCGACUUGCCGACCUGUUACCAUGGCAACGAACAUACCUUUCAUCAGGCAGCCAGCUUCAUGAACGAAUCAACAAGCUGUAGAUCAUUCAAAGCUGAAAGUCUUUCGUAUAACGAAGUGAAGAAAUCCCUUGAAAGUUGGUCAAACAAGCAUGUGUUUGUGAAAGACAUUGCAUUCAGCAUUGGUGAGAACGAGCGUCCAUUCCUGCCGACUGGAUUCAAGCAUACUUUCCUCAUCCGUCAUCCUCUGCGCUCCUUCUACUCCCAAAGGAAAAUGAUGUUCGAACACUGCUCCAAACUCGGGCUCUUGACCGGCGAAGCCGCAGACGAGUCCACAUACGACCUCGAGCGACAUAACCACUACAUGACCCCGGGUCUUUUCAUCAAGGACGUCUAUGACCUCUGGAAGUAUAUUCGGGAGAAUGUUGAUAGCAACCCCAUCGUGAUGGACGGUGACGAUCUGCUUGCGAACCCUUCCGAAAUGCUCCCGAAGUAUUGCCGAGCCGUUGGGCUGCCUUACGAAAAAUCCCGAUUGACGUGGGAUGCUUCGCUGAACGUCGUGAAGACUUGGAAGCUGCCUGCCGAUGAUCUCUUGGAGAACAUCGUAGCGUGGUAUGGAACUGCGACGAGGAGUAGCGGAUUCAAACCAGCCAAUAGGAUGCCUUCUCGUGACGAAGUAACUCAAGACGUCAUAAGAUGCACUGACCAAGUCUUGCCAUUUUAUGAAGAGAUGUAUGAACAUCGAAUGAAAGUCUAACGAAAAUGGUAAUAAUGCAUUAUUACAUUGGUUAUUGAUUGUACUACAGAAAGCAAUGAAAACAAACCAACAUUCAAAAUAAUGAGUGUUGAAUAUAUAGCUAUGUUGGCCACCUGCUUUUUCGACAGGUUAUGGGAAUUUUUUUGACUUGCGACUCGAUCCUGUUCAGAUAUAGAUGUCCGUUACUUUAAUAAGAAAGAGCAUGGUGAUCUAUAACAAUAAAUUCUGCCAAUGAAACCAUUACAUUUAAUUGUUAAACUGUAUAUCCAAAGGUGUAUAGCAGUAAAUGUCGCCUUCAGCCCCAAAAUAAAGAUGUAUUAAUUCCUGAUUUUUUUUUAAAAGUGGCACUUUCAACAAUCUAUGAAUCAGAAGGGGUCACUCACUGCGCUUAAAGGGGGUAUUCCAGGUUGAAUACAUCAUAUUAUUUUGAAGGGAUAAAGUAUAUCAGCAGGAAAAUCAGACAAGGAAAUCCCAAAGGAAAUGAGGUUAUGACAUUUUAUAUGCAUUUUCUUCAUAAAUAUGUGAUUAGCACGCUGAUGAUGUCAUAUCCAUCCCAGCUUGUUCUUUGAUAAUAUAGGUUUUCCCGUCCAAUUUCGUCAAAAUUUCAACCGAUUUAAUGAUGUAAAAUACUUUAAUUUGCAACUAAUUUGAAUGACCUAUGAGAUCAGCAUUUAAAUAGCCAAAUACUUAAUUUAAUUUAAUUCUAAUGGCACGCGAUUUCAUAGUUAUCUCAUUUAAACAUUUUUAAAGAACGAACAAAUUAAAAUAAGUGAGUAGUGUUUUCAAAUUCGCAACGGUACCUUCCUUGCGAACGUUUAGGAAUUCAAAAUCAUUAAUAUGCAAUCACUUACAGGAUAUGGACAGUGUUUUUCGUUGUUGUUGUUUUUUACUUCUUUUGUAUAAUUAUGGAAAUGGGUUUUUCUCCUACAUUGGAUGUUAAAAAUUUUACUGAAUUUUACAUCUGACAGACCAUCAUCGGAACAACAACUCGUUUUUGUUCCACUUUCAUAACUAUAGACUGUGGUCAAUACCAUGAUACCCAUCCCUUCCCCAAAACGAUUUAAAUUAUAUACAAUUAU